AUGAAAAUCUGGUCAUACUUUUGGUGCGCUGCGCUACUCUUAGCGUGCGGCGUUGGCAGCGAACUGCAGCAGUGCCUCACGAACGAGAAUCCAAAUAAUGAAAAAUUCAUAUUGGAUGAGAACUCGUGGGAGCUGAUGCUGCAGGGCGAGUGGAUGAUCGGCUUCUGUGUGCCGCUGAUCAUGGCCUGCAUAAAAUUUAAUCGCGUAUGGAGCAAGUUCGCACACGAGAAGCAGCUGGAGAAGAGCGAAAUGAUUGUCGCCAGCAUGAAACUGGAGUACUCGGAGACGGUGAUCAGGCGCUUCUCGCUGCACGAUCUGCCCACCAUUUUGCAUGUUAAAGAUGGUGUAUUCCGAAAGCUGCCCUUGGCUCAGACCGUUGAUGAGCUCAAGGAGCUGGCGCUAACAAAAUGGCAGGAAACAGAACCAAUGCCCUUUUGGCAGCAUCCAAAUGGUGUACUUAUACAAGCCUACAUACAAUACAUUCGUGCCAUUGAUAAGGUCUACCAGACAACCUGGCUGGAUACGGACUAUGAGCAUGCCACAUGGCUAGUGCGCAUUGGCCUAGCUCUCAUCUUGGCCAUGAUUGUGACGGCCACCUGUGGCGCUUACACCUUUAUACGGGACAAGCGACACACCCCAAAACGUGCCAAGAAACCGAAGAAGGAAUCGGUAGCAAAUGACAAGAACGUCGAGGGUCGUACUUCCUACAAGAAGGGGGCGGUAAAAUAG
Molecule: messenger RNA, 729 nt
Organism: Drosophila virilis
Lineage: Eukaryota; Metazoa; Arthropoda; Insecta; Diptera; Drosophilidae
Product: thioredoxin-related transmembrane protein 1
Cellular component (GO): endomembrane system
Molecular function (GO): disulfide oxidoreductase activity
Source: RefSeq, a predicted model, not a curated record